This is a messenger RNA of Phyllopteryx taeniolatus (common seadragon), 1277 nucleotides long. RefSeq names its product armadillo repeat containing 1, like (gene armc1l). Bases 162 to 971 code for a protein of 269 amino acids. The record is from RefSeq and is a predicted model, not a curated record. NCBI's taxonomy places the organism in Eukaryota, Metazoa, Chordata, Actinopteri, Syngnathiformes, Syngnathidae. The transcript is spliced from 7 exons. Gene Ontology annotation, molecular function: metal ion binding; protein binding.
ACUAGUAUAAACCUCUCUGAAUGGUCUAGAAUGCGGUCGCCAAUUGUAUGAGCUGAUGUUGCGGCGUAGCACCUCCGUUGACCAAUCGCGUGUCAGCACUGUGAUAUCCUCCCAAAUUUGUAUUUGUGUCCACGAGCUGCUUUUUUCCUGGUUUUUUCAAGAUGAUGGACGCGUUGUCGGUGGUGAGCCAGCUGCGGGAUCUGGCCUCGGAGCCCCAGAACCGAGAGGCCAUCGUGCAGGACCAAGGCUGCCUCCCCGGGCUGGUCCUCUUUCUGGACCACCGGAGCCCGGAAGUGCUGCUAGCCACCCUGCAGACGAUCCGGUACUUGGCUGAGUUGUCCCCCAACAUUCCAACCAUGAAGAAUGAGCUGGGGAUGAUGGUGAGCCUGGAGAACCUUGUGGCUAGGGACGAGCUGUCUGUCGACGUGACGAGUUUGGCGAAGGAGGUGUAUGGAAUUCUCAGCGCGCCUCCUCGUCCUGUCCAUCGUACGACGGAGAGGAGGCAAAAAUCGCAGUUCUUCCUCAACUCGUCUAACAAGAAGGCCAAGUGCGUAACAUUGCACAUUCAGGGCCUGGACAGCGUUCACCAGCGAGGCUUGUGCGAGGAGGCUCUGCUGAAGGUCCGAGGCGUGAUCAGCUUCACGUUUCAGAUGGCCUCCAAGAGAUGCACCGUGCGCAUUCGCUCCGACCUUCCCACUGAGAGUCUGGCCUCAGCCAUCGCCGCCACCAAGGUGUUGUCUGCCCAACAGGUGGUGAAAAAUGAGGCAGGAGAUGAGGUCUUCAUCCCGCUGAGCGCCUUGGGAGGGGCGGCGCAGCGCGAGACUGCUCUGCCAGACUACCUCCCUGAGGAAGAGGAGAGGCCAGAGAAGGAGGUGGACUGUGCGGUGUCGCGGACCGCCGGCAAGGACGACCCGAGCGGCAGCUGGCUUAAUGUCGCCGCUGGUUUCCUGAACAGGACCUUCUACUGGUGAAAGACAGCAACACGGCCUCACCAGCUUCCCUUUGAAGAGCGAAAAAUGUGUGCAUAGAUUGUGAUUUCAUUCAGACAUUGGCUGUUUUGGUUUGUGAAGUGGCUUGAAAACUGUGCACUUGGUUCAUGUAAAUAUUUCUGUUCAUUCUGAUUUGACACUUUUUAAACAUUUAAGCUUCCUCUCUAUACCUAAUUUCCUCAAACAGACCAUAAACGCCUUACCUCAAAUAAACCUUCCCACCUCCCCUCAAGAAAAACUGUUUGUGCCAAUUGUGGAUUUUUGUAAUAAACAUCCACGCCCCAAUGA